AUGAAAGUCUGCCUGGAGAUCCUAUGGUCUGAGUCACCAAAGCCACCGAACACGUUCAAGAACAAAGCUGGCUACCUCAUUGCUACCCUGGCUUUCCCUUGGCGUCCCAAGGCACAACCGCCGCAGCCUGCAUCAAAGAUGACGUUUCCCAAGGAAUCGUCAAUAGUUGAGCCUUUGGAUGCACCGCAGGUGCCCACAGCCCUCUCGGACUUUGAGGCUGCACUACAGCGGCUAAGGUCGCUGCAUGAGCAGUCCCUUUUUCAGCUCCAGGCAAAGCUCUUCAAGGCAAAGCCAGACGAUGUGGCGUGCGAGGGAGCUGCAACGUGGCGACCGGAGCGACGAGUGACCUUCGAGGAGAGCCAGCUGAAAGCCCAGAAGGACCAGAACGCGGAAGUGGUGGUCGAGACGACUCUGCCAGAAGCCAAAAUCGAAGCUCCAGACCAGGAGGAAGAGAAGGCGGAAUCUUACGACCGCAUCCGCCUAAGCCAAAUCGACCUGAACAACAAGCUGAUGGAGCUCGACCAGGAAUUUGCCAGAUCCACGGGCACCCGAUUCUUUCAAAUAGAGAGGUCGGAGAUCAGCGUGUCGUACAUG
Molecule: messenger RNA, 594 nt
Organism: Symbiodinium pilosum
Lineage: Eukaryota; Dinophyceae; Suessiales; Symbiodiniaceae
Source: the annotation of a GenBank genome assembly